AGCAUCCAACUUGAAGCAAAAAUGGUCGGGUGGGUAUCUCUUGCUGGAGAAGCAGGGCACGUGCAGAGCAGCUUUCACAGGUCCAUUUUUUUGCUCUGAAAUCUGCACGUGCUCCCCUUCUCCAACAUGGGUUCCUCACCCUUUUCUAUCUUCCUCAUUUGCUGUUUCAAAUUCAAGUUUUAACAAACUUCAGAGGGUCUAAUCUGUGAGUUCAUGAGAUGAUGAUGGAGAAAAGUACACAACUCUCAUUUAAUUUCUCUGUCUUCUUCUGUCAAAAGUACAUGCAAUAAGCCUUUUACUUCAUGUUAUGUCAACAUAUUUACCUAGAAAUGUUCUUUUCUACAUAAUUCUCUCUUCACUCUCCCUUUAUCCUGUUCACCAUCCAUAUGAUCAACUUUUUUUCAUGUUUCCUUCACCAUUUCCACGGAAAAUCUUUGUUCAUAGUAACACGAUGAAAUCGUCGAAAUUGAGAAUUUUGAGAAUGCUUUACAACCUUCUGCAUGAACAUGAGCAAAUUAUGAGAAUAAGAAGGAAAAGCCAUCCAUGAAAACUUCCAGCAAUGGAACUGAGAAACUUAACAACCGCCAGACAACAGUUCUUUUUACUUCUAUAAAACGGGCGCCCUGGGCAGGGGACUUGUGGUACAAAUCUACCAAGGAAGCAUUCAACUUACUCCCAGGUUCUGCCUCUGUUGAUCUUGAUAAUUUGUAGAGAUUUUUAGAAUUUUUCAAAUAAACCAGGUUAUCUUGAUGUGAGUUUGGGGAGGUGAACUUUGGGAGUAGUUCCUUCUUGUGUCUGCGUAUUCUCAUAGAUGGCAUGUAAGAGUUGCCUUUGACUUUGUAAGGGUUGGAGUCCAAUUGAACUCUUUCAUAGGGGAGUUUGUUUUAAUUUGUUCAAAACAGUAAUUAGUUAUUUACUUUAAUUAAAUGAAUUAAUUUAUU
This is a messenger RNA of Rubroshorea leprosula, 941 nucleotides long. NCBI's taxonomy places the organism in Eukaryota, Viridiplantae, Streptophyta, Magnoliopsida, Malvales, Dipterocarpaceae. The record is from the annotation of a GenBank genome assembly.